This is a messenger RNA of Caenorhabditis remanei, 267 nucleotides long. RefSeq lists its product as uncharacterized. NCBI's taxonomy places the organism in Eukaryota, Metazoa, Nematoda, Chromadorea, Rhabditida, Rhabditidae. The coding region runs from base 1 to 267 and encodes 88 amino acids. The record is from RefSeq and is a predicted model, not a curated record. The transcript is spliced from 3 exons.
AUGGCUUAUAAUUGUGUCACCAACAAUGGAGCCAGAGUUUGUACGUGGACGACAUCUGAAUUCUCUACAACUACCAAAGAAUCGGCUACACUCAAUAAUACGGCAUUGGGGCUUCUGUUUUUCAUGAUUGUCGGUGGAAUAUGCGUUUGUUUGAGUAUCAUUGGUGCUGUUGUGGCUGUUGUGAUGAUGCGGAAUAGAACAACAUCUCAGCCGGUGAUUAUGCAAGGCGGUGCUGCUCCAACUCCGGUCAUCGUUCAGCAAGUUUAA